AUGUGCAUCAAUGCCCACAAAGCUAACAAUGGUACUGAUAUCGAUGGGUAUAAUGGUACCGUUGUCAACGGGGAUGAUGAGACCGUUUCCGAAGUCGAUACUGACGUCAAUCAAGACCUUAUGCGUUUUAUCGGAGUCACGAUUAUAUCCAUCAUCUGCCUCACGCAGUUUUUCAGCCCUAGCUGGGGUCGCAAGCUGAACAAGUUUCUUGCUGUCGUCAAGAUAGGCUUCCUUAUCGGCGUUAUCAUUGUAGCCUUGACUGCACUGUCCAGCGACAUUGAGGACGGGAAAGGAAAUGCUGUUCCCCGGGCUCAAGAUUGGCUCGAGUGGCAUGGGUCUCCUUCCAAGGUCCAAUUUGCUAAGGCAUUACUUGCUGUUCUGUUCAGCUUCGAGGGCUGGGAGAAUGCUACUUUCGUCGCUGGAGGGAUUCCUCGAAGAAAACACAAAGUCUUACGGGUGGGCUUCAUUACAGCUGUUUGCACCGUUGGAGUCCUUUAUUUGAUGGUUGUGGCUGUGGUACUCCAUUCGAUUCACUACGACGAUUUUCCUGAAAGUCAUAACCGCAACUACCCCCCUAUAUCAAGCAGGUCAUUGGCCAGGCUGAAGUUUUACCAUGGUCUCGAUAUCUGA
This is a messenger RNA of Fusarium odoratissimum NRRL 54006, 630 nucleotides long. RefSeq lists its product as uncharacterized. Gene Ontology annotation, molecular function: L-amino acid transmembrane transporter activity. Gene Ontology annotation, biological process: amino acid transmembrane transport. The coding region runs from base 1 to 630 and encodes 209 amino acids. The record is from RefSeq and is a predicted model, not a curated record. The transcript is spliced from 4 exons. Gene Ontology annotation, cellular component: membrane. Lineage: Eukaryota; Fungi; Ascomycota; Sordariomycetes; Hypocreales; Nectriaceae.